Molecule: messenger RNA, 2720 nt
Organism: Drosophila melanogaster (fruit fly)
Lineage: Eukaryota; Metazoa; Arthropoda; Insecta; Diptera; Drosophilidae
Gene: Alp12
Product: alkaline phosphatase 12
Exons: 3
Coding region: 744-2534 (596 amino acids)
Cellular component (GO): plasma membrane
Molecular function (GO): phosphatase activity; alkaline phosphatase activity
Source: RefSeq, marked reviewed
GGCCUGCGGCUGAGCAUUUCGACCGCAAGUGGGAGGCACAGCGAAAGGAAACCAGAGCGGACGAAAAUAUUGUCGCCCGAUUGGAGCUUUCCUUUGGGUGUGUGAACAGUGGGCCAGCUGCCAAGAAAACCAACCCCUUCGUUGCUGACGAAUAAACGAAAACACAAUCCGCAAGAUUAAAUGUUUCAUAAAAUGACAGUGAAAAUUGGUAUAAACAAAAUUCCUCUGGGACAGUCAUGUUGGAAAUGCUUAUCACUUAACAGCUGCUUAGGCUUUACAAUUGUUUAUCGACAAACAUAGAAGAUAACUAAUUAUAUACUUUCAUGACCAUGAACACUGUGAUAUACAUUGAUACGAUCACAGAAAAGGCAGAAAUGGGAUCUCAAAAACUCUUUAACCUUUCGUCCCACUGUGCGAACCUUUCCCCGUAACCAUAAGCGAUCAUUGCUCUGCAGUUGGAGUGCUCCCCUCGGCGGAAAACGCCAUCGACGCUCAAUGCCCAGACAGACCUAACCGAUCUCGACAGAUCAUCUCGUCUUUGCUGUUACAGUGCGCACACGCAACACGAACAGAAGACAUUGCGUGUCGAGUGGGCGAUGAAGUGGGCGCGCACUCACUAAUGGCAGCAAAGCAAGAUUGAUGCAACUGAGUUGCUGGAGAAGAUCAAGAUGAAGUUGGAGAUGAAGCUGAAGCCUCUACUUCCUUCUGUGUAGAGAUUAGGCCGAUCCAGACGUUAAUGAGAAAUGGAAAAGCGAAGUGGAACGCCGAUAAAUAGCCAAAAGUUUCGAAAACUCAGCGAUGUGGACAUGACGGAAGUGCAGCUGAACAAUUUGGAUGACUCCAGUGCCAAGGAGACGGUGGAAAUAGGUAGCUUUCAGGGCAAUGACCAGAGCAAUCCCGUGCAGCACACGAAAUGGUUCAGAUCCAGGCUCUUCCUCAUAUCCGUGGUUUUCUCGGCCCUCCUGAUAACCGCCAUGUGCAUUGGCUUCGUUGUGCACUACGGCAUGUCCGGCGAUGUGGGCGACAUGGAGACGGUGAGCUACUGGCCCGUAGAUCUGCCCAAGGAGCAAAAGGAGUGGUACGAUCAGGGAAUCGAUGAGCUUCAGAAGGCCGUUUCCAGGCAGUUCAAUCGCCGGCGAGCCAAGAACGUAAUCCUGUUCGUGGGCGAUGGAAUGGGUCCGAACACGGUGACGGCCGCACGGAUACUCGGAGUCAAGGAGGAGGGACUCCUGCGUUGGGAGCAGUUUCCGGACAUGGGACUGCUGAAGACCUACUGUGCCGACAAGCAAGUACCGGACUCGUUCUCCACGGCCACAGCUCUCUUUGGCGGAGUAAAGGUAAACUACGAAACGGGAGGAGUUGAUGCAAAUGUACCGCUGGGGAACUGCAGCGCAUCCCUGAAGGAGGACCACCACGUUCAGACGAUCCUCAAGUGGGCCCAGGUGGAUGGAAUGCGAACGGGUUUCGUGACCACCACCCGGGUGACGCAUGCCACUCCGGCUGCCCUCUACGCCCACGUGCCGGAUCGUCGAUGGGAGUGUGAGAGCGGAAUGCCAGCCGAGGCUCAGGGUCAGGGAUGUAUGGACAUAGCUCGCCAGCUGAUCGAACAGCCGACGGGUCAGAGCAUAAACGUAAUCAUGGGCGGUGGUCGUCAGAUGCUGGUCUCAGAUGUAACCGGUUCAGCAGCCGAUCCCCUGGACACUUGGGCCGGCCAGUCGAAGGAUGGACGAGAUCUCAUCCGAGAUUGGAGGCUAAAGAAAGCGGAUGAGGGAGUGUCACAUGCGGUUGUGCAAAACAAUCGUGAGCUGUGGAAUCUCAAUGGUCAGGAUGUUGACUACGUACUUGGUAUUUUCGCCAAUGGACACCUAAUGUACGACCACGAACGAGAUCGCAGUGACGCCGGCAUGCCCUCGCUGUCCAAUAUGACCCUCAAGGCGCUGGAGGUCCUGGGAAACAGUGAUAAGGGGUUUCUGCUCGUGGUGGAAGCCGGUCUAAUCGACCAAGCCCAUCACAGGGGAAACGCUCGAAAGGCGCUAAGUGAGGUGCUCGAACUGAACGCAGCCGUUGAGUCUACACUUUCCUUCCUCAAGUCAUCGGAUCGCCUGGACGAAACCUUGGUCAUUGUGACCGCCGAUCACUCGCACAGCCUGACCAUCAAUGGGCAUCCCGAUCGGGGAUCCAGUAUACUCGGCUUGGCGGGAAACUCGAAGACAGAAGGGACGCCGUACACCACGUUAACCUAUGGCACCAGCUAUCAGGGAUUCCAGGUGGAUCCGCAAACGCAGAGCCGCAAGGAUCCAACUGCUGACGAUAUUACCGCCUGGGAGUACACCCAGCAGGCAGCAAUCAACACGGACGAGAAUCUGCACGGUGGCUCGGAUGUAACGAUUCACGCGGAUGGUGCCAUGUCCUACUUGUUCCACGGCGUCCACGAGCAGAGCUAUGUGGCGCACGCCAUAUCGUACGCCCUGAGGAUCGGAAGAUUCCGGGAUAGCUCCAUCGCGGAAACUCUGGCCGAGCUGACGCCCAUAUAAGCGUAGAAACAAAAGCGUAGCCAACAAAACACUUUGAUAUAUGUAGUUAUAAUGAAAACUGUUCUUGCCAAGCUUACAAAUUAGAUAUAAGUCAAAGAUUGGGUCACCGAAAUAGGACAUGAGUUAACUGAAACCAUUGAAGGAUUUUACCGAAUGAGAUUGUUGAAUAAACAUUAAUUUGAAGAG